This is a messenger RNA of Malassezia globosa CBS 7966, 1464 nucleotides long. RefSeq lists its product as uncharacterized. The transcript has a single exon. The record is from RefSeq and is a predicted model, not a curated record. The coding region runs from base 1 to 1464 and encodes 487 amino acids. Lineage: Eukaryota; Fungi; Basidiomycota; Malasseziomycetes; Malasseziales; Malasseziaceae.
AUGUCGUUGUCAUCAGGUUCAGCUGCCAAAUCCCCAACCCAGCACCCACAUAGACACAGCUAUACACCUCAAAGCAAUGCCUCUCAAAAGAAACAUGAGGAUCUUCAGCGUCGAACAUCAUUUCACGCGGCACAGAUGAUGAAUGCGGCCAGUAUGAUCAUGCCACAACGCGACCAUAAUCAAUUCUUUAUGCAUCCCAACAGCUCGUUGGGUCAACCUGACGUCUUGCACGGUUUUGUGCCUUGGCAAUCUUAUAAUCCUCAGACGAAUCCAUCCUCUAUGUUAGCUGAUGCUUACGGGGCAACGCAUGGCCAGCCUCAACCAGCUGCUGCCAAUUUGGACUGGCACAACGGCCUGGCAGCCUCGAUGCUUAUUGACCCACGCACGCAUCCAGCUGCUCUCCCUUCCACUCUAGUACAGCCGCAGCCGUCCUACAUGGAUAUGUACCAUGUAUCACCUCCUCAACUUACUCAAAAAAUGAACCAGCUUCAUCUUCAGAGUCAACAACAGGAGCAAGUCGCCGUUCAGCGAAGACUACUCAUGUCACAGUUCCAGCAAGCACAGGAACAACGACUUCUAGCGGAUCACCAAAACACAAGCAUGUAUUUACCACACAGCGGGCUCAUGAUGAAUGAUGCUCAAUUAAACCAAAGUAUUGUUGAUCCAAACCCUGAUGGUUUCUAUUUAAACUCGCGCGUACCAGUCUCAAAUGGCAAAACUGCUGGUCCCGAUGAAACGUUUAUUUCCUUCAUGUCAACGCCUGAAGGAAAAAAUCAAAUUUAUGAAAGUAAUACUUCGCCUAACACCUCUACUUUGGAAAAGACCUCGAACGAAUCUUCCUCCCCAACUGAGUCAACCAAUUUGCGUACUGGUGUGAGGUCAAGGCCUGUCUCUUUUACUAGCCGCGAUUUACGACAAGAAAGCAUUGGUUCUCCUAUCAACCAUACGUCUCCACAGGCAGAACUUCGACUUCCCUCUGCUUUGCGGCGCGGAGAAGAUGCACAUGAAUCAUCUGUGGAACGGCGGAGAAAUCUCACUCCCUCAAUAGUUAUUGAUGAAGUCAACCUGGAGCCCUCCGAUGAUGCAUUAACGCGUAAAGCCAAUUCUGUUGGUAUGCGCAUGGGGCCGCGCACUGCCACAGUCGUUCACGAAAUACAGGUCUCCCCACAAGACUCAAUUUAUUUGGGCAAUAACAGCGAGAAGAUAAGUUCUGUGCGGGGAUCUGAUUCAAGUCGUCCUAGCAGUGCUCAAGGCGUGCACCCCCCGCCUCUUAUCCAGCCACGGAGGCAACCUCGCGGGCCGCCGAUGGAUGCAUUCUUUGCUAAUAACUUUUUGGCUAGAAGGUCACUACGGACUCGACGCGAGGCUAUGUCAAAACUCUGUGCAAGUCCUCGAGCACCUGCAUUCAAUAUGUCUCGUUCAAGUGGCGUCUCGACAUCUUCACCUUUGGCGAGCAAAAAAUGA